CCGUGUAUUGCCCAAAUUCCGCUCAUCAUUAUGACAAAUGUGCAUACUAAUAAUGCUGGAACUGCCGAUGUAAUUGCAACCCCACCACCAGGGCAAAAAAGAAAGGGAAGGGGGAAGACAACGGGACUUUCAAUCCAAAAGAAACUCAAGGAAAGUGUCAAUGGAAAGUUGAAGGUAAUUAUCCCACCAGAUCGAAUGGUAGCAGUAGGUCCUGGAGCUAAAGAUUUUGUUACUGAGCUCUCAGUGACAGUUCUCCAUAAUGCUAGGCAUGAUGUCAAGAAUUGGAAGGGAGUUUCUGAUCUAGCAAAAGAUAGGAUUGUUGCUCAUAUGCUGGAUACCUUCCAGCUUCCGGACAUACAACAUAAUCGGGAUACUAUCCUUCAAACAGCUAAAAAUUUAUAUCGAUAUCGCCGUAGUAGGCUACAUGAUCAUUUCAAGAAAUUUGCUACAAAAGAGGUAAGGUUGCAAAACAUGCCAUCACAGGUUAGUGAAGCUGAAUGGAAAUUCUUGGUGGAAUAUUUCAACUCUGACGAUUUUAAGAAAAUGAGUGAAAGAAAUAAAAGUAAUAAGGCAAAACAAGAGGUGAAUCAUAUUUGCGGCAGAAAAUCCUUCCAAGCAGUAUCAUUUGAAGCGAGGGACACAAACACCGGAAAAGAGCCAAACUCUCAAAAAUUUUGGGAAAUGACUCACGUGAACUCAAACGGGCAUUGGGUUAAUGAUGCUUCUGCUGAAGUGAAUGAUAAGGUGAAAGAAGUUGUUGCUGAAAAAAUUCAAGAAAUUGAAGAGGGCACCGAUGUGGACCUUAUUGCUAAUGCUGCAUUUAUGCAAAUUAUGAGAGAAAAAGAAGGGUAUGUUCGUGGUCAAGGAUCGGGAGUUAAGCCAGCGAGUAGGAGAUCCAGAGAUGAAAUUCAAGAACAACUAGAAGCACAACAAAAGGAGAUAGAAGAAGAACGGCGUAAACGAGAGAGUUUAGAAAGCAAGCUAAUGGAAGUAAAAAAUCAGCUUGAGGAGGAGCGGAGAAGUCGAGAAGUCAUGGAAACUCGUUUAGUGCAUGAGCAAAAAUUGUUAAAAGAGGGCGUAAUGGCAUUAGUAUCCCAUAUGCAAAGUUCCAUGAAUGGACUUCCUGCUGCAAUUUUCAACAUCAUUAAUAAUUCAACUGGUUCAGACGAGGCAAGUCCUACAAGUCUUAUGGAUAAAAACUAGGAUGAACAUUCAUAAAUCAACAUUGCUGACAAUAUGGUUCAUGUAAUGCACAAGCUAUUGCAAGAAGAUUCUUUUAGACUACUCUUGUAAUUAGAAUGCAAUGCCUUGCUUAUAUCUUUUGUUCUUUAUGUAAGUAAAAAGUAUAUAUUUAGGAGUAUUUAGUUUUUGGAAGUAACUAAAUUUCUGGUGCAUGCAUCAGUUUUAUGGAUUGCAUCUUUGCAAAUAUAUAUUCUUUU
Messenger RNA from Solanum verrucosum, 1439 nucleotides. RefSeq lists its product as uncharacterized. The transcript has 9 exons. Lineage: Eukaryota; Viridiplantae; Streptophyta; Magnoliopsida; Solanales; Solanaceae. The record is from RefSeq and is a predicted model, not a curated record. The coding region runs from base 31 to 1203 and encodes 390 amino acids.